This is a messenger RNA of Girardinichthys multiradiatus, 1880 nucleotides long. RefSeq names its product zinc finger protein 570-like. The transcript is spliced from 3 exons. NCBI's taxonomy places the organism in Eukaryota, Metazoa, Chordata, Actinopteri, Cyprinodontiformes, Goodeidae. Gene Ontology annotation, molecular function: RNA polymerase II cis-regulatory region sequence-specific DNA binding; DNA-binding transcription factor activity, RNA polymerase II-specific. Gene Ontology annotation, biological process: regulation of transcription by RNA polymerase II. Bases 365 to 1435 code for a protein of 356 amino acids. The record is from RefSeq and is a predicted model, not a curated record.
AUGCUUACAUAGGAAGGUAGUCAUUUCAAGCACAUCUGCCUUCUUAAAGCAAUCGGUCUGCCAAUUAGACUGAUAGAACAACUCCAGCUGUCCACUUUGGCAGCUUAACCUGUGCUAACUACUGAAAUGAAGCUAGUUGAUAAUUGCGUGCGAGCGCAAAAAUACAUAAUUUUUUUUAUUUCUUAAUAUUUCUCACACUGCACAAUAUUCCAAAAAUAAACAAAAAAAUUUUGGUCACAGACAAAACCGUCCGCCACGCAAUGUUUUGUGGUUCAAGCUUCAGAUUAGGCUUUUAUUUUGAAAACGCCCCCUACCCUGAGAUCAUUUCCGCUGUGCUUCCUGGAGUUUUUGUGGCGUUCAUAGGAUGUCUAAACUGGAACGUUUGAAUGCCCGUGUGGCCAGGCUGCUGACUGAGGCUGUGCAGGAGGUUCUGGAGGUGGUGAAAGAGACGGUGUCAGAGUACCAACAAAGAACCUCCAGAACACAGAGAGAAAACGAAAGUCUGAAAAGAAAAUUGCACGAGCUUCAGGUCAGAUUAACCAAAAAAAACACAGCUGUUCUACCUACAACUAAGCCAUUACUUGAAAAAAGAGAUCAUGUGGAGGAUCAAAAUGAGGAUUUGAGCCUAUUUCAAAAGCAUAAUCCAGAUAAAACGACCACAGAGCCACUAAUAAACGGCACCGAACACAAUCUUGGUGUAAAGCGGGAAUCCAAAGAACCAGAGCAACGAAUCGAUCUCGAAUUAGCAGCUCAGCAUUGUAAAGCACGACCAGAGGAAAUAAUUCAAACAAGUGAGGAAGUUCACACGUUGCACUGUGCAACCAGGGAACCCGAAGCUGCACCAUCAAAUAAUGUGUGCAACUCCUACACCAGCGGGAUUCACCUUCCUGCCAUAAAAACAGAAACCGAGCAAGCUCUCUUCACAACACCAGAACAACAGCUGCAAACUGGAUGUGUAGACUUAAGCUGCAGCUCUUCUCAUUGCGCCUCUACUAAGAACCAUGCACCAAAAGUUGGCACAGAACGAUAUGAACUCGUCUGUGUCAAUUCAAAUCCCACCCCACAUCGGAGGACAGCAAGUGCAAACACCAACAGGGCCGCAGUCAGUGGAAGACAAAUCCGUUUGGAGCAUCUUGGGAGAAGCGACCUCCACCUGUGCGUCGUGUGCGGGAAGACGUUCAGCAGGGUCGCCAACUUGAGGAUCCACCAGCGUUGUCACACGGGAGAAAAGCCUUACGGCUGUGUACAGUGCGGGAGGCGCUUCAGUCAGGCGGGAGACCUGAAGAAACACAAGAGGGUCCACACAGGGGAGAAACCGUACUACUGCAGCCAGUGUGGAAAGAGCUUUAGCCGAGGGGAGAAUCUGAAGAGACACCAAAGGAUCCACAUUGGAGAGACUCUGCAGCUACAGCGAGCAUUGAGGGAGCUGCAAUAGGGAGAUUGCUGAAAAGUCAAUGAACCCAGCACAGUUCUUCAAUCUGUGGAAGCAAUGUAUUUGGUCAAGACUUCUUAGUGUCCGACUAUUUUGCUACUCAUUCUAUUAAAAAUACUCUUCUUUUUUGCACAUAGAGGCCUCAGUUAUGAUGAUGCUCUGUGUAGGAAUUUCUGCAUGUGUGAGUUUUAGUGAACCCAAACACAAAUGGCUGAGUUAAUGAUUUUCAACCAGUUAGGUCUGUAACAGCAGCCUGGUUAUUAUUUCUUACAAGCUUGUUGAAGUAGCCAAUGUGGUUUUGUCACAUAGUUUUACCUGAUUGUUAGUAAUCUGAGAGUAAUAUAUGAAUUUAAUGCACAAAAAGGUAACAUUACAGUUCCUUAAGAGUAAAAAACUAGGUGUCUUGAUUUUAUUUAAAUUAACCAAUAAAGAUAGCUACGAAUAAUUA